AGCCGUCGCCGGCGAGUGAUCACAUGACGCCCCUGCCUGCUCCCCGCCGCUUCGGUCAUGUGACAACCUUCGGCGUCAGGGGGCGGAAGCGGUACUCGGACCCGCUCCCGGUCGGGGACUGUGGAUAGAAGAGGACCGUCACCGUGAGGGAGGUGUGGGACCCAGGUGCAGACUCCGCGCGCGACCGCCUGCCCUGCGCCUGCGCCGCUGGCGCGGCCCUGCUGACAGGUUCUUUAAUGGAGCAGCCAAUCUCUCUGCACACCUGGUUCCAUCUAAUAAUCUACAGACACCAGCUCUGAGGCCAGUUAAUCAUACCCAGUGUCCAGGCACGGAGUAGUCAGUCCUGCUCACAAUGGUGGACUUUCUAGCUGAGAACAAUCUCUGUGGCCAAGCAAUCCUAAGGAUUGUGUCCUGUGGUAAUGCCAUCAUUGCUGAACUUUUAAGGCUCUCUGAGUUUAUUCCUGCUGUGUUCAGGUUAAAAGACAGAGCUGAUCAACAGAAAUAUGGAGAUAUCAUAUUUGAUUUCAGCUAUUUUAAGGGUCCAGAAUUAUGGGAAAGCAAACUGGACGCUAAACCAGAGCUACAGGAUUUAGAUGAAGAAUUUCGUGAAAACAACAUAGAAAUCGUGACCAGAUUUUAUUUAGCAUUUCAAAGUGUGCAUAAAUAUAUUGUAGACUUAAACAGAUAUCUAGAUGAUCUCAAUGAAGGGGUUUAUAUUCAGCAAACCUUAGAAACCGUGCUUCUCAAUGAGGAUGGAAAACAACUUCUGUGUGAAGCACUGUACUUAUAUGGAGUUAUGCUGCUGGUCAUUGACCAAAAGAUUGAAGGAGAAGUCAGAGAGAGGAUGCUGGUUUCUUACUACCGAUACAGUGCUGCGCGAUCUUCUGCUGAUUCAAAUAUGGAUGAUAUUUGUAAGCUGCUUCGAAGUACAGGUUAUUCUGGCCAACCAGGUGCCAAAAGACCACCCAACUAUCCCGAGAGCUAUUUCCAGAGAGUGCCUAUCAACGAAUCCUUCAUCAGUAUGGUCAUUGGUCGACUGAGAUCUGAUGAUAUUUACAACCAGGUCUCAGCGUAUCCUUUGCCGGAGCAUCGCAGCACAGCCCUGGCAAACCAAGCUGCCAUGCUGUAUGUGAUUCUCUACUUUGACCCUUCCAUUCUUCACACCCAUCCAGCAAAAAUGAGAGAGAUCGUGGAUAAAUAUUUUCCAGAUAAUUGGGUAAUUAGUAUUUACAUGGGGAUCACAGUUAAUCUAGCAGAUGCUUGGGAACCUUAUAAAGCUGCAAAAACUGCUUUAAACAAUACCUUGGACCUUUCAAAUGUCAGAGAACAGGCAAGCAGAUAUGCUACUGUCAGUGAAAGAGUGCAUGCUCAAGUGCAGCAAUUUCUAAAGGAAGGUUAUUUAAGGGAGGAGAUGGUUCUGGACAAUAUCCCAAGGCUUCUGAACUGCCUAAGAGACUGUAAUGUUGCCAUCCGAUGGCUGAUGCUUCAUACAGCAGACUCAGCCUGCGACCCAAACAACAAACGCCUUCGGCAAAUCAAGGACCAGAUUCUAACAGACUCUCGGUACAAUCCCAGGAUCCUCUUCCAGUUGCUAUUGGAUACUGCACAAUUUGAGUUUAUACUCAAAGAGAUGUUCAAGCAAAUGCUUUCAGAAAAGCAAACUAAAUGGGAACAUUACAAGAAAGAGGGUUCAGAGCGGAUGACUGAGCUUGCUGAUGUCUUUUCAGGAGUGAAACCCCUAACGAGAGUGGAGAAAAAUGAAAAUCUUCAAGCUUGGUUCAGAGAGAUCUCAAAACAAAUAUUGUCUUUGAAUUAUGAUGAUUCUACUGCUGCAGGCAGAAAAACUGUGCAACUGAUACAAGCUUUGGAGGAGGUUCAAGAAUUCCACCAGUUGGAAUCAAAUCUGCAAGUAUGUCAGUUUCUUGCCGAUACUCGAAAGUUUCUUCAUCAAAUGAUCAGAACUAUUAACAUUAAAGAGGAGGUUCUGAUCACAAUGCAGAUCGUUGGGGAUCUUUCUUUUGCUUGGCAGUUGAUUGACAGUUUCACAUCCAUCAUGCAAGAAAGCAUAAGGGUAAAUCCAUCCAUGGUUACUAAACUCAGAGCUACCUUCCUAAAGCUUGCCUCUGCCCUGGAUCUGCCCCUUCUUCGUAUUAAUCAGGCAAAUAGCCCUGAUCUGCUCAGCGUGUCGCAGUACUAUUCUGGAGAGUUGGUAUCCUAUGUGAGAAAAGUUUUGCAGAUCAUCCCAGAAAGCAUGUUUACGUCUCUUCUAAAGAUCAUAAAGCUUCAAACCCAUGAUAUUAUUGAAGUGCCUACCCGCCUGGACAAAGACAAGCUGAGGGACUACGCCCAGCUGGGUCCACGAUACGAGGUUGCCAAGCUUACUCAUGCUAUUUCCAUUUUUACUGAAGGCAUCUUAAUGAUGAAAACGACUUUGGUUGGCAUCAUCAAGGUGGAUCCAAAGCAGUUGCUGGAAGAUGGAAUAAGGAAGGAGCUUGUGAAGCGUGUUGCCUUUGCCCUGCAUAGGGGACUGAUAUUCAACCCUCGAGCCAAGCCAAGUGAACUGAUGCCCAAGCUGAAAGAGUUGGGAGCCACUAUGAAUGGAUUCCAUCGUUCUUUUGAAUACAUACAGGACUAUGUCAACAUUUAUGGGCUGAAGAUUUGGCAGGAAGAAGUGUCUCGUAUUAUAAAUUACAAUGUGGAGCAAGAGUGUAACAACUUCCUAAGAACAAAGAUUCAAGAUUGGCAAAGCAUGUACCAGUCCACUCAUAUUCCAAUACCCAAGUUUACCCCUGUGGAUGAGUCUGUAACGUUUAUUGGUAGACUCUGCAGAGAAAUCCUGCGGAUCACAGACCCUAAAAUAACAUGUCACAUAGACCAGCUGAACACUUGGUAUGAUAUGAAAACUCAUCAGGAAGUGACCAGCAGCCGCCUCUUCUCAGAAAUCCAGACCACCUUGGGGACCUUUGGUCUGAAUGGCUUAGACAGGCUUCUGUGCUUUAUGAUUGUAAAAGAGUUACAGAAUUUCCUCAGUAUGUUCCAGAAAAUUAUCCUGAGAGACAGAACUGUUCAGGACACUUUAAAAACCCUCAUGAAUGCUGUCAGCCCCCUAAAAAGUAUUGUAGCAAAUUCAAAUAAAAUUUAUUUUUCCGCUAUUGCCAAAACACAGAAGAUUUGGACUGCAUACCUUGAAGCUAUAAUGAAGGUUGGGCAGAUGCAGAUUCUGAGACAGCAGAUUGCCAAUGAAUUAAAUUAUUCUUGUCGGUUUGACUCUAAACAUCUGGCAGCUGCUCUGGAGAAUCUCAAUAAGGCUCUCCUAGCAGACAUUGAAGCCCACUAUCAGGACCCUUCACUUCCUUAUCCCAAAGAAGACAACACACUUUUAUAUGAAAUCACAGCUUAUCUGGAAGCAGCUGGCAUUCACAACCCACUGAAUAAGAUAUACAUAACAACAAAGCGCUUACCCUAUUUUCCAAUUGUCAACUUCCUAUUUUUGAUCGCUCAGUUGCCAAAACUUCAGUACACCAAAAAUUUAGGGAUGGUCUGCCGAAAACCAACCGACCCGGUCGACUGGCCGCCGCUUGUUCUGGGACUGCUCACUCUGCUGAAGCAGUUCCAUUCCCGGUACACCGAGCAGUUCCUGGCACUGAUCGGUCAGUUCAUCUGCUCCACGGUGGAGCAGUGUACGAGCCAGAAGCUACCUGAAAUACCUGCAGAUGUUGUGGGUGCGCUUCUGUUCCUGGAGGAUUAUGUUCGGUACACAAAGCUACCCAGGAGGGUUGCUGAAGCACACGUGCCUAACUUCAUUUUUGAUGAGUUCAGAACAGUGCUGUAACUUUUUUCUACUUCUUCAAUGGAAGGAUUGUCCUUAGAUCUUCCCACCAUCACUAAGACAAAUUUGAAAAUGAAAAGAAACUCCGUUGCUCAUAUAACUGCGUUUUUUGCCCUCCAUUAUCAGAAACGUCAGACAUUCUAAGAUAUAUCUCAUGGCAUUAGUCAAUACAACUGAUAUUGUUUAAAUCAUGAUAUUACAUGCAAUUUCUAUCAUGUAGAAGCAGAACAUUUUGUACUGCUGCUCAUAAAUGCUGACUGUAACUGUUAUGUAUAAAUCCAUGUAGUUUUAUGUUCUAAAGAACUAUUUGUGCAACUCCAGAUUUUCAGUAAAAUCGUAUUACCAGUA
Molecule: messenger RNA, 4177 nt
Organism: Saimiri boliviensis boliviensis (Bolivian squirrel monkey)
Lineage: Eukaryota; Metazoa; Chordata; Mammalia; Primates; Cebidae
Gene: WASHC5
Product: WASH complex subunit 5
Biological process (GO): endosome fission; endosome organization; regulation of actin nucleation
Cellular component (GO): WASH complex; endosome
Source: RefSeq, a predicted model, not a curated record